UUGAAAGCUACCAAAACUCUGUCCAUGUCGGUGUAAUAAGGAAAAUUGCUCGAAAUAAUGAAUUUAUGUUGUAAAAUAUUUAUUCAUUUUGUUGAUUGAUUAUUGAUUGGCGUUAAGACUCUCAACAGUUCAUUGAUAUUAGAUCUAUAAGUUUAUAGUCCGAAAAUGACGUGGGGAUUUGUUACUUGUGGUCCUAAUGAAGCUCUUGUCGUCUCUGGAUGCUGCUACAACAAGCCUUUGCUUGUGCCAGGAGGACGAGCCUUUGUAUGGCCUACCAUACAAUGUGUUCAAAGAAUUUCCCUCAACACCAUGACACUACAGGUGGACUCCCCGACAGUGUACACAAGUCAAGGCGUUCCGAUCUCAGUCACUGGCAUAGCACAGGUGAAGAUUCAGGGACAAAAUGAAGAGAUGCUGAUGGCAGCUUGUGAACAGUUUCUGGGAAAGUCAGAUCAGGAAAUUCAGCACAUUGCGUUGGCAACACUGGAGGGGCAUCAGCGAGCAAUAAUGGGCAGUAUGACUGUUGAGGAGAUCUAUAGAGACCGUAAGAAGUUCAGCAAGCAGGUGUUUGAGGUUGCGUCGUCCGAUCUGGUCAACAUGGGUAUCACCGUGGUGUCGUACACGCUCAAAGACAUCAGAGAUGAAGAGGGAUAUCUGAAGAGUCUGGGGAUGGCGCGUACUGCUGAGGUCAAACGAGACGCAAGGAUCGGGGAGGCGGAGGCUCGAAAGGAUGCUCAGAUCAAGGAAGCCAUGGCAGAGGAGGAGAGGAUGGCUGCCAGAUUCUUGAACGAUACUGAAAUAGCAAAGGCACAGCGAGAUUUUGAAAUCAAGAAAGCAGCAUAUGACGUAGAAGUUCAAACAAAGAAAGCUGAGGCAGAAAUGGCGUACGAACUGCAAGCAGCAAAAACAAAACAGAGAAUCAAGGAAGAACAGAUGCAGAUCAAGGUGGUAGAGAGGACACAGGAGAUUGCUGUGCAGGACCAGGAGAUACAGAGGAAGGAGAAGGAGCUGGAGGCGAUGGUCCGUCGACCUGCGGAAGCAGAAAAGUUCAGGCUGGAGAAGAUGGCUGAGGCCAACAGACUGAGGGUGGUGAUGGAGGCAGAGGCCGAAGCCGAGUCUCUGAGACUACGAGGAGAGGCCGAGGCAUUUGCAGUGCAGGCCAAGGCCAAGGCAGAGGCCGAGCAGAUGUCCAAGAAGGCUGAAGCAUUCAAGGAGUACAGAGAGGCUGCUAUGGUGGAAAUGCUGUUGGAGACACUGCCUAAGAUGGCAGCAGAGGUGGCUGCGCCGCUGUCCCAAGCCAAGAAGAUCACGAUGGUGUCGGCCGGCAACGGUGAGGUUGGCGCUGCCAAGCUCACCGGAGAAGUUCUACAGAUCGUCACCAAAGUGCCGGAGAUGGUCAAAAACAUGACCGGGGUCGACAUUAUGAAGGUUCACUUAGCCAACUUUAAGUAGGGUCAUCUUCACUUCAUUCAUCAACUGCACGGAUCGUCUGCAUACCAUCUCAUAGCCGUAGAGUAGUUUUGACUGUUGCAAAUAUAAAAUGAUUUUAAAUUAGUUAGGUACCCGUAUCUUUGUUCUAUCCCCAAUGUAAGCGGUUUUUUAAUUGAGAAGAGUUUUUUAAACUAUUACUGCUUGGUUUUACAAUUUUUUCCCUUUUUGAAUAAGUAAUUUGAUUUUAA
Messenger RNA from Macrosteles quadrilineatus (aster leafhopper), 1679 nucleotides. RefSeq names its product flotillin-1. The record is from RefSeq and is a predicted model, not a curated record. NCBI's taxonomy places the organism in Eukaryota, Metazoa, Arthropoda, Insecta, Hemiptera, Cicadellidae. The coding region runs from base 166 to 1452 and encodes 428 amino acids. Gene Ontology annotation, biological process: regulation of receptor internalization; positive regulation of endocytosis; positive regulation of cell junction assembly. The transcript is spliced from 11 exons. Gene Ontology annotation, cellular component: plasma membrane.